This is a messenger RNA of Oldenlandia corymbosa var. corymbosa, 3714 nucleotides long. The record is from the annotation of a GenBank genome assembly. NCBI's taxonomy places the organism in Eukaryota, Viridiplantae, Streptophyta, Magnoliopsida, Gentianales, Rubiaceae.
AUGGCUCAAGCUGCAGGUAAUACUGAUGGGGCUGAUCCAGUAGUUGAAGAAAUGGGUAGGCUAGAGAUUCAAUCUGGGUUUCCUCAAGUUCUUCUUCGGUUGGAGUUGAGAUUCCUAAUGAGGUAUCUUGGCUGCCUAUUCAGGUGUAGGGAAGCUGAAGAAGAUGUCAAUUUGAAUAAUGCGUUGGAAAGUUUUCGAGAUAUACUGGAAGAAGAUGGUUUUUAUCUCGAGUUCAUUCCUCAGGAGGAAAUGGAUACUGUAUUUUCCUGUUUGUCAAACAGAUUUGAGCAGCUGGAGCCCAAGUUGAGAAAGAUCUGUUUUACUCUGUUAGACUCCUUCGAAUCCAUGUGCAGUUCAAGUAACGAGAUCUUGAGAGUCAUGGAUGCUCUGAUCGAGCAUUUCCUGGAUCUCGACAACUUGAAGCCUGAUGUCAUUUUAUCUUUCAACAACAAAAGCUUGAUUCAUUCGAAAAAGCUGAUUUUCCUGAGAAACCUUGUUGAUGUUUCAGAAAAAACAUGUUUUGACCGUGAAACGCUGCUAAAAUUCUUGGAUUAUGUGAAGAAGGAUUGGGUGCAGAGUUCUGCAAGAUUGUCCCUUUGGUGCUUGAUUAACGGGAAGAAUGAACCUACAUUGUCUCAGGGAUUCGAAGCCGCGGAACCCGAAAUUCUACUUGAUCAGCAGAAGAAGUUUAUGUUUGGGAAUCCUGAGGUUGCAAAAAUGAUCAUACGACUCUUGACAGCUUCAAAGCCUUCAAAAUCCGACACGGUUCAAACCAGCGAAGUUGUUGUCGGGUUUGUUGCUUUUUUACUGGAAGGUUUAGCUGCUGGCCCUUUGAAGGAUUGUGUUGAAAUCCUCAAAGGGGACUUGAUAUUCAUGAUCACUUUCUGGGUGGAUCAAAAUGCUGCAGAUCGGCGUCGCUGGUUGCGAGUUAAGGUUGUCCUAAAUGAGGUAAUAUCUCUGAUUCUGUCCUUAUACAUGGAUGAAUUAGAAGUAGUGGAUAUUUCUAGUCUCCAAGUAAAGAUUGAGAAAUUGAAAUUGGAGAUUAGAGAGCUCUUAUAUGUCCCUUUUUUUAAAUCAUUGGACUUGAAUUUUCCAAUGGCAAAUGCUAUGGGAUAUAUAGAUUUCUUUCAAGAGAAUCUGAAGGAAAUGGUGAAUAACAUUGCUUUUGGGAAGGAUCAAGUUUUGAUAAUUCAAGUAAAGCUAAUUUCCUUCAAACCAUUCCUCAAGUGUAUUAUGGAUCUGCAAAAUGCGAGAGAGGACCUCAGAUAUCUUUGGAGAAGAAUUGUUAACUUGGUGUUCUUAGCUGAACAUGUCAUCAGCUCUUGUUUGGUAAAAAACCAUCCUAUUUGGUAUGAUAUGUUGAGGCUUUCCGAUGUAAUACAGGAGAUUAAGCUCAUUGAGGUUGAUGUGAAGAGGUAUGGUGAUUAUCAGAUGUACGAUAACAGAUUGGCAACAAGUUGCGAGGCUAUUUCUUCAAGUCAUGCGCCCACAAGUGAAGUGAAUACUUCAAGCCUUGAAGAUGAUAUCAUGGAUUUGAAAGAUGAGUCGAUGGCAAUAAUUGAGAAACUCAUAUGGGGAACAAAAGGGCUUCACAUUGUCGCUGUUGUAGGUAUGCCAGGCCUUGGUAAGACCACCAUAGCCAAAAGAGUGUACAAUGAUCCAUCCAUCGUACAUCACUUUCGUAAACUUGCCUGGUGUUGUGUUUCCCAAGUGUAUAAGCGUCGAGAGUUGUACCUUGACAUCCUAACUGAUGUCACGGGUGCUGAUGCUCGCCAAUCUUACUCCGGUAGUUCUGAAGACGAUUUGGCUGAAAAACUCUGGAAAUGUUUAAGGCAACAAAAGUAUCUAAUUGUUCUAGACGACGUUUGGAACAUUGACGCAUGGGAGCGCAUAAAGCAAUCAUUUCCGGAUGACAAUGUAGGGAGUCGAAUUUUAAUUACUAGCAGAAUCCAGAAUUUGAUGGCACAAGGAAAGGUAAUUAAUUGCAGUGUUCAUCCUCUUCGGUUUCUUUCUGAUGAGGAGAGUUGGGGAAUAAUGAAAGGCAAGUUAUUGCGUUUCCAUAGUUCACCCCUUGACGAUGAACUAUCCGAAAUAGCUAAAAAUAUUGCCAAACACUGCAGGGGGUUGCCUCUAUCAGUGGUUUUGGUUGCAGGAGUCCUUGUAGGUAAGAGAAAAGAAUUCUGGAAACAGAUUGAAUGUAGUACGAGUUCAAGAGUUGUUAGUGAAAUGUGCAUGGAUGUGCUUGAAUUGAGCUACAAGCAUUUGCCCGAUUAUUUGAAACCCUGCUUCCUCUAUUUUGGAGCAUUUCAAGAGGAUACUGUAGUCAGAGCAGGAAAGCUGAUGACUUUGUGGAUUGCUGAAGGACUAAUACCAAGAAAUGACAGAAAGAUAAGCUUAUAUAGAGUGGCUGAGAAAUACUUGUCUGAUCUCAUCAGCCGAAGUUUAGUGUUUGGUGACGCGAGAAGUACCAGUGGUGAAAUUAAGACAUGCCGUGUUCAUGAUUUACUACACGAUUUAUGUCUGGCGAAGACUCAAGAAGACAAUUUCCUACAUUGGGUGCAUUACCGCGAUCUAGUUUCUUCUCAGUCUUCUUCGAAUUCCAAGAAGUAUGAGAACUGUUAUCGAAUGUGCAUUGAUGCUGAAUGGGAGGAAUUUGUCAAUGCUGUUCCUGCAAGUCCAUUUGUACACUCUCUACUCGCUGCUCGUCAAGAACCCAUACAUGUUACAUGCCCCUCUAUAAUUUUCAACAGGUUUAAGCUUCUUAAUGUGUUGGACUUGGAAUGCAUUAGCAUAGAUUGUCCUUUUCCUGAAGAAGUAACAUUGAUAGUCCAUUUGAGAUACCUAGCAAUUCACUUAUAUGCAGCCAAGAUUCCACCAUCCAUUGCUAAUCUUUGGAACCUAGAAGUCUUCAUUUUGAGGUUGGAUUGGAGUAGGGGUUUCUCUCUGCCAAGUACCUUUUGGAGGAUGAAAAGCUUGAGGCAUGUGAGUUUUCCUUUGUGGCGGUUAACAUAUGGUCUUGAGAAUUAUGAAUACGGUCGAUUAGACAACUUGGAGAUUUUGGCAGCACCAUUUCUUCAAUUGGGAAAUGAAACUGAUGAACUACUUAGAAAGUUGCCAAGGCUUCGAAAGCUCAAGUGUUACUUUCCUUUUAUAAGUGAAUCUGACAGUAGAAUGUUAGCAGAAAUGAGCCACCUAACUCAUCUUCAGUCACUGAAUGUGCUGGGCUGUGGGAUCGCACCCAAAGGCGAGAAAUGGUGUCAGUUUAUUGCUUUUGAUUUACCCUGUAGUCUCAGAAAAUUAAGUCUGAAGGAAUGCAAGCUGCCAUGGAGUGGAAUUUCUAAAAUCGGGGAGUUGCCUAACCUGGAGGUUCUCAAGUUAAGAACAGGUGCAUUUUCAGGAACAAGUUGGCAUGCGGAAGAUGGAAAAUUCUCGAAGCUUAAGUACUUGGAACUCCAUGGGUUGGACAUUGAAGAAUGGAGUGUCGAAGAUGACCCGUUCCCCUGCCUCGAACAGCUUAUUGUGAAAUGCUGUGGCUUCCUUUGCGAGAUUCCAUCUGAUUUAGGAAACAUUAUUAACCUAAAGAAGAUAUUGAUCCAUGAGUGUGACCGAGCCUCGAAUUCAGCGAGGGAAAUUUUCGAGGAACAACGAGAAAAUGGAAAUGAUUUCCUUGAAGUAGUUGUUGACGACGAAUAUCUGAAGCAGCAGAGUGAAUGA